AUGAGAAUAGCAGUAAAUAUUGCUGCUAGCUUUGCGAUUGAAGAUGAGAAGAAUGUAGUGACUAAUGCAGAUGAAAAAGAAACCAUAGGUGAACAUGAGUUCAUUUGCAGUCAAGCCAUACUCAUUCUCAUAGAAGAAGUGCUCAAGCCUAUAAGAGAACCAUCU
Messenger RNA from Funneliformis caledonium, 165 nucleotides. The record is from the annotation of a GenBank genome assembly. NCBI's taxonomy places the organism in Eukaryota, Fungi, Glomeromycota, Glomeromycetes, Glomerales, Glomeraceae.